UGCUCUGUUCUUAUUCGAAUCAGUUUAUUUUCAACGGAAUUUUUUAACGGUCAGAUUGGAUCCUUUAGUAUUUUCAGAUAUUAAAGGUUUUAAAUCACGAUUGACCCAAUUAGAUAUCACUGCUUGUGUUCCAAAUAAUAUAAUAUGGGAUCAUCUGAGAGUAAAAUUAAAUCUAACGAUCAAAAAAGAACACAAAGUAACCCUUCAACGCCGAUUAAAGGUACAAAUUCAAACCCUGUAAUAAUUUCUCACCUAGACCCUCGAUCUCCAACUGAUGACAUAUUUCGAACUCCUAUAGAGAUUCCAGCAGAGAACAAUGAAACCCUUUCAAACUUAAGGCAUACCUUAGACCCCCGUUCACCAACUGAUCAGUUUGAAAGAACUCCCAUCAUUAUCCAAGAGAAUCAGCCACAUCCAAAGAAACUACAUAAUAAAAUAUUAGACAAUGCCAGACGUAACUUAAUUUCAUCAUCAACAAUUUCUCCAAGAACUAAUAAAGAUUGUGAUUCAACUGCAUCAGCAUUAUCUCCACCUAAACUCAUUAGUAGUAUACCAACUUUCAAAAAGUGUAAUGAAAAAAGAAAAUCAUUUGUGGGAUUAUUAGAGACCAAUAUUGAUUUCACAGAAACUAAUUUGGAUGACUUUGUCAAGAAUAAAUCAUUAGAUAAGAGUUUAACCAUAACCAUCAAUGAACUACCCAUGUGUGAUAUUGUCGAACAUAAAGAUUGUGAUCCAAGAUCUCCAAGUAAAGAUUUUCUACGCACCCCAAUAAGGGUUGCUGAGAAGGUUGGUGAAAUUGUUCUCAAUAAUACUGUGACUGAAUGUGAAACAAAAGAAGUUUCUGAAAUAGUAGACUGUGAUUCUACUGAUUGCCUUCUGAAACUAGUUGAUGAAAAUAACGAAGAGAAUAAUGAAAAAUAUGAAGUGACACAGAAUAUCCCAGAAGAAGAAAUACCGGUUCUUAGUCUUCCGAAUAAUGAAGCCAAGUUAAGUAAUGAAAAUGAAGUAUCACAGAACGAUGUUGAAGUUUUCAAUGAAAACAAUGAAGCUUCUUUACCUGAAUAUGUGAGCAAUAAGAUACCUGAAAUAGAAAAUCAAGGUUUUGUUGAUGAAAUAAAUACAGAACAGAAAAUGGCAGAAAUUGUAGAAGAUCUAAUUGGAAAUAUAUCUGUUCUUACAACUGAAGAUUCAAAAAUCGAUAAUCUUGACUCCAAAGAACCUAUCAUUGAUUUAACUGCGGAUGUUCAAGAAUUUGAUAAAAAAUUGACAAAAAUAAUUCAUGAGAACAACGAAAAUUUCUCAUUCAAAAAGAUCAUAUCAAAAGAUUAUCUUAAUGAGAAAUCCAGGAAACGUACUCCUAUGAAGGACAGAAAUCAAAUUUCCGAUUCAAGGAAUAAACUGAAAGUCAGUGACAAACCUAGAAAACUCAGUUAUGAAAGUUGUAGAAUUCCUGUGUUCAAGGGUAAAAAUGGGCUCAAAUCCAAAAUCCAAUGUGAGAACACUCCUCCUACAGAUAUGCCUAUCAGAAGGAAGAAAAAAUCUCAACCAAGGUGGGACUCUGAUAAGACAUUGGUAAUAUAACUGAUUUAGGAAUACUCAUUGUUUUAGUUUGUUUUUGUUGAUCUAUUUAUGUUUUUGAACCAAGUUGAAUUCUUUUUCUACAUGUGUUUGAAGACAAGAAGCAUUUCCUUAAUUUGAUUGAAUAUAGAUAUUGUUACCUGAUAAUUGAUGAGGAUUUUUCCAUUUGUUCAUAUGACUAAAUAUUUUUGUACAUAAGUAUUUAUUAAACAGUGUAUUCUUUCAGUCAUAACACUUCAGUGAGUCUUGUAAAUUGUAGAUUCAUCUGAAGUUUGUAAUAUGAAAGUAUGUUUUGAAUUCAAUAAAUAAAAGAGUUAAAAAU
Messenger RNA from Harmonia axyridis, 1900 nucleotides. RefSeq lists its product as uncharacterized. The record is from RefSeq and is a predicted model, not a curated record. The coding region runs from base 145 to 1581 and encodes 478 amino acids. The transcript has 2 exons. NCBI's taxonomy places the organism in Eukaryota, Metazoa, Arthropoda, Insecta, Coleoptera, Coccinellidae.